CCCACAUUCAGCGGACCCUCGAACGCAUCACCAACGGCCAUAGUGCACAGCUGCACUAAUUAGCUCAUUCGCUUUUUAAGCGUGUAAGCGCAUUCUUGCGUCUUUUCGGCGUGUCACCGGCACCUGGGAGACUAAGAUCACUUCUGCUGCCCCGUUUGAGCCGUGAAGGACCGCAAUGACGCAUCACUCCUAGAACCAUGGUGUUGCCCGUGGCGCCGCCCUCCCUGUCGCCAUGACGAUGCCCUUCAGCCCCCUGUCCAGCGACGAGGAGCACCAAAGGAUGCUGGGAAACAACAGACACCUGUAUCCAGGGGCGGAGGACGAGGAAGAGGAGGAGGAAGAAGAGGAAGAGGAAAUGGAGGAAGACGAGCGAGACGAAGACGGCGAGGAGGAGAACGGCGAGCUGGAGGGGGAGGAGGAAGAUGAGGAAAUGGUGGAGGAGAUCCGCCGAGGAGCCCCCUCGCGGGGGGGCAGGACCGAGGGGCAGAGGCAGUCGGUCAAAGCGGUCGGGCGACCCGCCGGGGACAGACAGGUCCGACCCGGAAACCCGGGGCAUGCGGCCAACCCCUACUCGUCCAAUCCUGGCGGCCCGCACCAGCAGCCGGCCAAUCAGCAGCAGCCCCAGCAGAGGAGGCUGAAGGAGCGCGCUUCCAGCUCGGUGCCGCCCGAGGACGCCCACAUCGCCAUGAUGGUGUUCCGAAUCGGUAUUCCGGACAUCAAACAAACGAAAUGUCUGCGCUUCAACCCGGAUGCCACGGUGUGGAAGGCCAAGCAGCAGGUCUUGUGCUCGCUGACCGAGUCCCUGCGAGACAUCCUCAACUACGGCCUCUUCCAGCCCGCCACCGAUGGACACGAUGCCAAAUUUCUGGAGGAGGAGCGGCUGCUCAAAGAGUACCCCCAGUCCUUUGAGAAGGGGGUGCCAUAUUUGGAGUUCCGAUACAAGACGCGGGUGUACAAGCAGACCAACCUGGAUGAGAAGCAGCUGGCCAAACUGCACACCAAGGCCAGCCUGAAGAAGUUCAUGGACUACAUCCAAACCAGCACCGUGGACAAGAUGAGCAAGUUUAUAGACAAGGGCCUCGAUCCCAACUACCAGGAUGCUGACACCGGCGAGACUCCUCUGUCCCUGGCCGUGCAGUGCGAGCCCGGUGGAGGCGAAGCCAUCCGGGUCUUGGUGGAGGGGGGGGCCCACAUCGACUUCCGUGCCAAAGAUGGACUCACGCCGCUCCACAAGGCUGUCCGAGGCCACCGCCAUAUUGCCCUGCUGGUCCUGCUGUCUCUGGGCGCCUCUCCAGACUACAAGGACCGGCGGGGGCUGACGCCGCUAUACCACACUGUGCUGACGGGGGGCGACACCUCCUGCUGUGAAACACUGCUUUACCACCACGCCAAGUUAGGCAUCAGGGACGAGAACGGCUGGGACGAAACACAUCAGGCCUGUCAGAACGGCAACUCGCAGCAUCUGGAGCACCUCCUCUUCUACGGGGCGGACUCGUCCUCCCAGAAUGCUUCUGGAAACACUGCCUUGCACAUCUGUGCUUUAUAUAACAAGGAAAGCUGUGCACGAAUCCUGCUCUACCGAGGAGCAAGCAAAGACACAAAGAACAACAGCGGCCAAACGCCCUUUCAGGUGGCCGUCAUGUCGGGUCAUUUCGAGCUGGGGGAGAUCAUCAAAAACCACCGGGACACAGAUGUGGUUCCCUUCGUGGAGUCUCCAAAGUACGCCCCCCAGAGGCGAGAGAGCACGCGCACCCUGACCGUGCCCCACCCGCACCCUUUCCUGCGAGCCAACAGCGACAGCAGCAUGAACCUACCAGACUGGAUGGCCAUGCCCAACUCUCUGAGCACCAACAUCGUCUCCGUGCAGGGAUUCAAACACACUGGAACCAUACGCAGCUCCAGCAGUCCCAGGGGGGCCAGGACACGCUCUCCUUCCCGAGGCAGGAUUGGAGACAAGGAGGACCGCAGCCGGCAGAGUCGGAAACAAGGGCCCCCUCCUGCCGGCACCGCCACCCAAACAGCAGGCCAGCGGCGACGCCUGUACAGCGCCGUGCCCGGGCGUGUCUUUGUGGCCACCAGAUCGCACUCGGCCCAGGGAGAGCGGGAAAUCAGCUUCAGCAAGGGCGACCGGGUGAAAGUGCUGAGCGUUGGCGAAGGUGGCUACUGGGAGGGGACGGUCCGCGGACGCACCGGCUGGUUCCCCUCCGACUGUGUGGAGGAAGUGAUGCUCCGAAGUCAAGACGCCCGAUCAGAGAGCCGUGGCGAGCGGGCCAAGCGUUUGUUCCGUCACUACACCGUGGGGUCCUACGAUAGCUUUGACGCUCCCAGUGACUACAUAAUCAAGGAGAAGACGGUGCUUUUGCAGAAGAAGGACAGCGAGGGUUUCGGCUUUGUGCUGAGGGGGGCCAAAGCUCAGACUCCCAUUGAGGAGUUCACCCCCACCCCCGCCUUCCCCGCCCUGCAGUACCUGGAGUCUGUGGAUGAGGGGGGCGUGGCCUGGCGAGCUGGUCUCAGGAUGGGGGACUUCCUCAUAGAGGUCAACGGUCAGAAUGUGGUGAAGGUCGGCCACCGGCAGGUCGUCAACAUGAUCCGGCAGGGCGGCAACAGCCUCAUGGUCAAGGUCGUCAUGGUGACCCGCAACCCCGACAUGGAGGAGGGCGCUCGGAAGAAAAUCCCCCAGCAGAGCAAGAGGCUGAGCACCCCCGCCAUCGCCCUGAGAUCCAAGUCCAUGACCUCGGAGCUGGAGGAGAUGGUGGAAAGAGCUGCUACCCCUUGGAAAAAGAAGUCAGAAUUUGAGUCAUCCCAGGUGGCAGAGAAGAAGAGGACGGUCUAUCAGAUGGCUUUAAAUAAAUUAGAUGAAAUUCUUGCAGCAGCUCAGCAGACAAUCAGCACCAAUGAGGCCCCGGGGACGCGGGCGCAGGGGCCAAAAAGAGACAGGGGGCGAAGUUUCUACAGCAACGAGCCAAACUUUACAGACCAGACCGGCUUGGGGGUGGCACCAUCCAGCCUGGGUCUGGGCUACGAUCGUGGCCAGUACGCCUCCGGUCACGGCCCACAGCACGGUAUGCUGCGGCAGAAGUCCAUCGGGGUGCCCGAGGAGGAGAGGCAGUUCCUGCAUCCUCCAGCCAUGAAGUUUGCUCGCAGUCUGUCAGUCCCCGGGCCGGACGACAUCCCACCCCCGCCCACCACGGCCCCGCCGGACCCUCCCUUCUCCUCCGCCCCUCCCCUCGGUUGGAGAGCCAAGUCGUCUCAGCAGCCCUCCGUGUCCCAGUCCACAGCCACCUCGUCACACUACCAGCCCUAUUCCCAGGCAGUACACUUCACUCAUCUGGGCCGGGAGAGGACUGCCGGUCCCAGUGCCGCCCCCGCUGGCGGAACAGCAGCGGACCACUCCACUUUCUAUUCCCACGUGGGCGCCCACACUGUCCAAAGCAGGACUGCCACCCGCAAGGUUUCAUAUACCGGGGAGACUACUGGAGGGGUCAAAGCAGCGGGCCUCAGGAGAGGCUACAGCAGUGCCGUCCCGCCAUCCUCCAUUGCAACCGUCAUGCCACAGCAACAACAGACAGGCCCGAGCCAACCACAGCGAGCAGAGCGCAGUGCAGCAGGGGGUCCUAAGGGGGGCGCCCGGAGAGGCAAGGGUCCCCUGGUGAAACAAUCAAAGGUGGAGGACCUGCGCUCGGGUCAGGGCACACUCGGGGGCAAAGUGGAGAAAAGCUCCAUCCCAAUCCCCACCAUCAUCGUCAAGGCCCCCUCCACCAGCAGCAGCGGGCGCAGCAGCCAGGGCAGCAGCGUGGAGGCGGAUGCGCCCACAUCAGGGGAGGUGGACGAAGCCAAAUCCCCCCAUAAUCAAGCUCCACAGCCCCCCGCACCGCCCUCCAUCCCCGCACCCCCGCCUCCAUCAUUGCCGUCCAUGAGAGCCCAGGACGGGCUGGACUUCACCAGCCAGUUUGGAGCAGCUGUUGUCGGUGCGGCUCGCAGAGACCGCGAGCGCUUUCACGAAGCCCGAAGAAAGAGCGCCUCCCUGUUCAUGUCCGCUGAGGAGGACGUGGGUCUCGGGGGCGAGGGUCUCGGAGGACUAACACGGACUCAUGUCUCACAGCAGCAACUUAACACGCAAGAAAGUUCUUCUUCCAAGCUCAGACCAUCAAAGUCCAUCGAUGAGGGCAUGUUCUCCGCCGACACCUUCAUCCACCACACCCGCAGCAUGCCUCCAGCCUUUGGCUUACCCGAGUACUCCUCAUCUGCCCUGGACUAUCAGCCCAAGUCCGUGCCUGCUGACCUCUACACCACCGCAGGAAGGCAGCCGCCGUCCUCCUCCACCACGUUCAUUCACCCCCUAACAGGAAAGGCUCUCGACCCCACAUCGCCGCUCGGCCUUGCCCUGGCGGCCAGAGAGCGCGCUCUGCGGGACGACACCAGGUUAAGAAGGGGGGCGGAGCACCCAUUCAUCCGCCAGAUGUCCAAUGUGGUCUUCCCUUCGUCUUCUGUCACCUCACAGCCAGUGUCGUCCUCUGCCCAGUCCUCCAGUUCCUACUUGGUCACCUCCUCUUCCCUUGCCGCCACCACUCCUUCUGUCGGACGGCCACCCUCUCCAAGAAUCCUCAGAGGAGUUGGGGGCGUGUGGGGUGAGGAGGGCGGAAGCGGAGUGGAAAGAGAUCGGGAAGGGGGAGGAGCCCGCGAGGGACUGAGAGUACGCUUCUCCGAAGACAAAACGGUCCACACGCACCACUACCAGUCUCAGCCAUAUCAGCCCAGCUACAAGGACAGGGAGCGGGACAGGUCCAGGGAGCGGGAGGCCUCCAGGGAGCGAGAGCGGGAGAAAGAGAGGGAAGGUUACAUGAGGCGAGCGGAGCAGGUCGCUAACGAGCAGGCAUCCCAGCAUCCUCGGCGACCCCCGUUUAUCAGGAUGGAAAGUCAAACUGACGCCUACAUCUUGUCCCACGCGACUCCCUCUGCCGCCAGCACUCAACAGGCGGUGAACACCACUGGGAACACUGGGUCCGGCCUGAUGGUUCUUCCUCCACCCGCCCCUUCUGUGGACGCAGACGAUGAAUUUGUCUAUGCUGACCCCCUCCCCCCUCCGUUGGAGUUUGCCAACAGCUUUGACAGGGGGGCUCCAGGGUACUCUCAACGUCGGCCUCUCCCCACGGUGAGCUCCGCCCAACAGAGGGCGCCACCUCCUCCGCCUCCCCCGCCACCUCCCCCGCCUCCACCCGCCCAAAAAGAACUGUUUGCAAGUGCGUUUCCCGCUCACACGCCCCUGCCCUCUCCCCAGGCGGGGGACUCCACGGCCUCCAGCCUCACCUCUUACGACAGCGAGGUGGCUAAUCUGACUCAGUCCGCUCCUUCUCCCUGCCAGACGUCACCCAACCCGCCUCCUGCCCCCUCACCCUCUACCUUGCACCCCGCAUCAACUAGCAGACCCCCGCCACCCCCCUCCGUCUCACCGCCACCGCCUCCCGGCUCCUAUCACAGACCCUUGUCCGUGUCGCAUCCCCACCACCUGUACAACAGCACACACGCUCCGGGACGCUCCUCGCCCACUCCUCCCCCGCUCACUGUAACGCCUCCCCCUGCCUAUAGGGGGCCCCCAGCACUUUCUUCCACUGCUGCCACCUCCGCCCCUCUGCGGGGCACCGACUCAUUUUCCACGACCACAAGCUGUGCCGCUACAACCACCGCUGCUGCCACAACAAGCACCUCCACUCAGCUCUACCAUGAGCGAACGCACACCACAUACGCCACCCCCUCCCCCUCCACCGCCACGCACAGGGCAGGAGAGCGCCAUCGUCCUCCCCCCACUGCCAAGAAGGGAGAAUCCCAGGAGACUGUGGUGGACUCUGGCAUAGAAGAGCUGGACAGCCGCAGCAGUAGCGACCACCACCUGGACAGCAUCUUGGCUAACGUUCGGGGGGACAGGCUAGACCGAGGGGAGAGGGGGGGAGGGCGGCUAGCGGGUGGGACGGUUGAAUCGGGGGAACGUGGGGAUUUUCUCGAGUCUUACAUGAGCUACCUGGACGGUCAAACCUUUGAGAUGCAGAAUGCCACGGCAGCAGCCUCCACCUACCCAAAAAGCGGCAGGUUCAGGGAGGGGGGUCGCAGCGGUGAGCUUCAUAGACAGACCAGCACUGCCCCCGCCUCCUUCCACUCCCACAGGCGAAGAGUUGAACCGGAGGAGGAGGUCGAGGAAGGGGGCGCCACAGAAGAUGAAGGCGGGCAGGACGGGUACGGGAUGAGGGACAUGCAGAAUUUGGGACGUCCCAGCUCGCCUUAUUUUGACCGCCCACGCACACCUGAGAUGAAACCUCUCUGGGCUGAGGGCCAGAUGGGCGGUGAGGCCGGGGGCCAAUUCGGGGCGCUUUUAGAGGGGAAGAAGGUGUACCCCCCUGCGACCAGCAUGAAGCCAAACAUCAUCAACGAGCUGAGCAGCAAACUGCAGCAUCGGACCAAGGACACCUGGGGCAGCCAGAGACCGCUGAGCAGGCACAGAUUCUCCGAAGAUUCUGCCUCGGCUCUGAGUCCCCCAUCGGCUCGCUCCCAGUCGCCUUCUCCGAUCUCUUUAUCGCAGCCGUCCUUGUGCGCGUCCCCGACCCCCGCCUCCCAGUACCCUAACUGGGCUCGGUCCCCGUCCCCUCAGCCUCAAGCUGCCUCUCAACCACCCCGUUCUCAUUCCCCGCUAUCCCCCACGUCGUACUCCCCGUAUCCCACUUCCCCCAAACACAGACCCGUCUACCGGACCAAAGCGCUGGAAUUCCAGUUCAUCCCCAGUCGCGAGUCUCGCAAAUCAGACUCCCACAUGCUCCAGCGCAGGCGGGCACCCAGUCCCCUCAUCUCGCCUUCAGAGAGGCCCAAAGCGGGGCCCCCACGUCCGUCUUCCCUCCCCCUCCUCCCCACGUCACCUCUGUACAGUGCCAUCUAUGACCUGCGGGGUUCGAUCACCCCUCCCUCACCUGGGAACCCACUGGGAGAUCCCUAUUUCUCACCCUCCCCGCCCCUCUUUGCCCCCUCUGGGGCCCCGCCUCCUCCAAACUCCACUUUAGUCGUUUCUCGCUCUCUCUCCCCCACUCAUUUCCUGUCCGGCACUUCCUCUCCGCCCCUGCACCCGCUACCUCCUCCCACCUGUCUGAGUUACCCCCAUCUGCCCCCGCCUUCCCCGACCAAGCCGUUCGCCUCCAAGCCGCUGCCCUACUGGACCAAGUACGACGUGGCGGACUGGCUGGGGUACCUCAAUUUGGGGGAGCACCGCGAACGCUUCCUGGACAACGAGAUCGACGGCACCCACCUGCCCUCCCUCACCAAGGACGACUAUCUGGAUCUGGGCGUGACUCGCGUCGGCCACCGCAUGAACAUCGAACGGGCCCUGAGAUCUGUGAUUGACAGGCUCUCCAGCAGCCCCUUCCCCAUUUCUGUCCUGUCGCCUCGUGACGGACAGUCGGAGGGGAGGAUGGACGAUGGCAGUCGGAGCUGAGGUGGCGAGGGAGGGAGGAAAGGAGGAAGGAAGACCUUGGAUUUAGUGAAGGGAGAAGGUUGAAGCUGCUCCUGCUGCCGUCUGAAGAUUCAACCAGGCAAAAUGAAGGAUACGUCAAAAGGGUGGGGAGAAAGGGGACACCCGCCCUCGUCCUAAACGCACAAAAAGUUGACACCACGACACCACCAUUCGAUGACAAAAGAAAUCCCGAAAAAAAAACACUAAAAAUUCCAACAGGAGCUGGAGAAGGUGGCUCCAUGCUGCGGCCAUCUGAGGCUUUGUGCACAUCACUGCAGCUUCCAGUCUUCUUGUCCUUACCUCACCGCCGACGGGGCUCUGCCGCCCAGUUGUAGGCCCCGCGGUUCCCCAAACCACCCCCCCCCCCCACCCCCGACCUUCGACCCAAACUUUUAAUGACAAAAAUGCAGACUGGUCACUGUAUCACAUUGUAGCAAAAAUAAGUGCCCAGACCGACAACAUAAAAAUGGUACACGCCUGCAUGCACACACACACACACGUACACACACACACGUUUAUGGGACACAUACAGGUAUAUACAGAAUAUAUAUAUAUAUAAACAUAAAUAUUUGGGACACACAUGAAAGACUUCCGGGAUAGCGAAACCCGUUCAAGACUUCCUAGGAGAGGGAGGGGCCAGAGGCGGAAUAAAAAACUGCCAUUUCCUGCAAUCUGACCACCGCGCCCCCCCGUCCCCUCCCAGCCCCUCCCACGAGAUCCAGACGAAUCCUGGAGGAAAGCAAAGCAUUUUACUACUCGGAUUGUUCUUACACUUUUUAAUCUGAAGCGCUGACGUUGUCGGCAAAGACAUUUUCUUUAUUUGACAUUACCGUCAUCGUCCUUACUGUUAUUCCCACAUCGGAGCGUGACCUUCUAGAGAAUUCCAUAGAAGUAUUUUUGCAUUGAUUUAUCUACUGAGCUGUUGCUUCCAGGUGAGGGCAGAAGGCCUCGCAAGCACAUUUUGGUGAUUUUUUUUUUCUUCCCUCCACGCUUCAGUCUAAUUUGGACAGGUAAUGAAGUGAGACGAUGCUUAAAGUCGUCUCAUCUGCUGGCUUACGUUCGGCUGAAAUGGAGUAAAGGGCUCUCUCAUGACCUCACGGCCACAUUCCGCCCGUCAUACCGCUUCAGGAUCAACCCUCAGUUUGGUGUUCCAUGUGUGUGGGAGCUGCUUAAAGGAAGGCUGGACUUCAGAAUAACAAUAAGGACAAUGAAGCUAAUGCUCAGCCUACAGAAAAACGCCGUUUGAUAGGAAAGCUCUGAAGAAUCUCUUGUCUUCCAAAGGAAAGAAAAGGUGUAUUAUGUCUUUGUUAACUCCUUUGCUUUCUAUACAGUUUGAGCCUUCCUCCCCGACAGCCGCUUGCCGUCUCCAUCCUUUGCAUCCCAUAUUUUGACCAGCAUGUUUAUGCAAAACCGUCCUGCUUCCAUCCGCAGCUGCACACCAGGGGGGCGUCCGUCCGUCCUUACAAAAAGGCCCAGGAGAAACAGGUACACAACUCACUCCUGGACCGACUCAUGACUUUCUUCCUGCAACUUCUUUAACACUUUGAGGCUCGAUUGCGUAGAAAGCAAUUGUUUUUGUUAAGAGAUCUUUAAAGAAAAAAAACAAGAAUAUGAAGUGUGGAAAGAUAAGUUACUAUAUAUAGAUAUAUAUAUAUACAGUAUGUAUAUGUGAUAUACAUAUAUACAUUCCUAUAAAUAUAUGAAUUUAAAAGUGUUUUAAGACAUGAAUUUAGAAUUAUAAUAAAGACACUCAGUUUUAAUAUUGCUGUCAGAUUCAUUCACUGGGACACAUUUUCGGGGAAGUUGGAUGUAUAUUUAAUAGUCUGAUGUCGGUGUCUUAUGAUUUUAUGACUUUACAUCCAAAACGGUCCAACACAAAGGCAUAUCCCCCCCCCCCCGACACACACACCCAGUCGUUGUAUUGUUAAUUUUGAAAAGUGCACCAGCAUUAUUACACUUGCAUGUCUGAAAAAGAUUAAAAGCAGAAUUUACUUUUAAUAAGUAAAUUAAAAAUAAGGGGAAUAAGUGACUGGUGAAAAAGAUGCACGUGUAUGAAUACAGGAUAUAAUCAAGAUUUGUCUUUCUAACUCAUUGGUUAGAUCAGCUAUUUCAGUUAAAUCUAUCAUAGCAGACAAACAGUUGAACAGAAAGUGUGCCAUAAUUUAAAGUAUGCAUGUUGCAGAAAUGUGAAAAAUGACAUCAAUAUUUAGUGGAUCUCCUUUUGAAGACGUAACAGCCUUUAAAUACUUCCUCUUGCCUCCAACGAGGGCCCGAUUCUGUAUGAAGGUGUUUGACAUGGCAUCUCCAUAGGAAGCGAAGAUGCAAAGAGGAGAACUGGCCACCUUUAAAUACCUUCUCCUGAUUGGCUUCACUUGUGCAUGUAGGUCAAGGGUCAAUUAGCUUAUCAAACUCAUUUGGAGUGCCAAGAAUUAGGACUAAAAAGGUAUUCAGAUCAAUAAAACAAUGGUGCCCAAAUCUUGAAUGAUCUUGAAACUUUCAGUAUCUUCCUGAAGAUGCAGACUUGUUUGGAGGUCUCUGCAGAGUCCACCCAUGCAGCUCCUUCAGAGUCGUCCCUGAUGGGGAAUACCGGUCAACUCCAGUUUAGUCUUCGAUAAAAACUCCUGUAUUUCAACCAUAAAACACCAACAGGUACAUGACUGGGUCCAUUACCGGGUACUCGCCAGCAUGCCACUUCCAGAUUCGGGUCCAGGUCAGUAUUACACUCAUGUAUGGUCCAUCUUCAGGAUCUUCUGAAAUCAGUCACCUAGGAACCGACACUUGCAGGAGGCCCAGAACCUUUAAAAAAAAAAAUCCCAGACCUGUUAAAUAUGAGUUAAUGUGCAGCACAACUCCACUGUCACAGCUUUAGUCACCUCCAUGUUCCAAUGAGCUGCCACUCAACCCCGUCUGUCAUCCAGCCGCUGGUGGGUCCAUGCAGCUCUUCAGUAAAGACCUGCAAAGACACACUUUGGCUUGUCAGGGCCAAAGAUGCACAGAAUCUCCACGUGGACUCAGAGCCCAGUGCUAGUCAUCAGAGGAGAACCACCAUUUCCAGGAAAAGGCAUCAGUCACAUGCAACUUCAUUGUCAGCACAACUCCAAUGUCACGGCUUUAAUCACCUCCAUGUUCCAAUGAGCAUCUUGGCUGCCACCCAAAACCCCGUUGCUGUCCAGCCCCUGGUGGGUCCACGCUGAUGGUCCCAUGCAGCUCCUCAGUAAAGACCUGCAAAGACACGCUUUGGCUUGUCAGGGCCAAAGAUGCACAGAAUCUCCAUGUGGACUCAGAGCCCAGUGCUAGUCAUCAGAGGAAAAAGGUAUCCGUCAUAUGAAACUUGGUAGCAUCCUAGCAGGCCAACCACGUGCACAGAGGCCCUGGUGAAUCCCACGCACCUCCUCAACUUUGCAGGACUUUCGGUGAAAAACGCCCACUUUAAGGUUGCUUUGUAAAUUAAUUCCCGAAACGAGCAAGAGACGGCUAGAAACUUGAUGAACAGCAGCGACGUAGUCUUACAUUUAAUUCGGCGAGUCUCUUGAAGCAUUUAAGUCUGAACGGAUCAUUUUAUGUGUUGAUUUGAAGAUGUUGAUCAAAUUACAUCACUGCGAUUAAUGGCGACGCUUUUAUGUUUACAAUCAAAAAGAAUAUUACUGGUCUUACCUCCACUAGAGACCUCCAGAAAAGACCGACGUAUUUCUGCGGCUGCCUUUUUAAAGAAACAGCGGCUUCCGGUUAGUGAAUGCAUGCUAUACUGCCAUCGUGCGAUGUGGAGGGCGUACUGCACCACAAAUAAUAUCCACACAGGGAGUAAUGUUUGAUUAAUUAAUUUGGUAAUAACACAAAUCAAACUGAUUGACAAACCUCGAAGACAACAAUAUUACAAGUAUUGUCCAUAUAGAGUUUCACUUUCAUUAUCUAGUUUUUGCUAUUUAUUUGUAAUCACCCGUGUUAGUUAUCUCCUCAAACAGCCUGCGUUCCCAUUAUAUGCCUUUUUAUAUGUGCGUAGUGCUCAAUGAUGACCACAAGAUGUCGCCGUUUCUUCUAAACCAAGUGUGCUACGCCUCUCGAUGCUACUUCAGGCCUGUUCCAGUUCCUCACAUGCUAAUCCAAACCCUUUGUAACUCACUGGGGGGGUCCAUCACAUGUUAUGUAGUUUUGUAUGACAUUGAUGUUUUUUUAUGACACUAGCCAUCAUUUUGGUAAAAAAAAAACAAAAACAAUGUAAAUGUAUGGUGUUGAGGGUGUGUUCGCAACAUGUCUUGACUACUCUUAAGGGCGUUUCUUUUGUGUGUCUGUGUGUGUGUGUUAUUAAUUUUAACCACAGGACGACUCGAUGCGUCCACUGCAUCCUGGGCUUGUCUUGUGCUCCCCUUUUGA
This is a messenger RNA of Doryrhamphus excisus (bluestripe pipefish), 11860 nucleotides long. The record is from RefSeq and is a predicted model, not a curated record. NCBI's taxonomy places the organism in Eukaryota, Metazoa, Chordata, Actinopteri, Syngnathiformes, Syngnathidae.